Anoplopoma fimbria (sablefish) is the source of this 1077-nucleotide messenger RNA. RefSeq lists its product as uncharacterized. Bases 61 to 1077 code for a protein of 338 amino acids. Lineage: Eukaryota; Metazoa; Chordata; Actinopteri; Perciformes; Anoplopomatidae. The record is from RefSeq and is a predicted model, not a curated record. Gene Ontology annotation, cellular component: external side of plasma membrane. The transcript is spliced from 8 exons. Gene Ontology annotation, biological process: cellular response to lipopolysaccharide; immune response; cell surface receptor signaling pathway.
GCCACCACGGAGUUGGUGGAGAGUUUAACCUCUGGUGUCAUCUGGUGACAUAAACAGAAGAUGAUCUUCUGGAUCCUGCUGCUCUUCAUCCUGACCUCCUCUUCCUCUGGAUCAUUUGUAGUGAAUGUGACACAGAGCUCCUAUCAGGCAGAGGAGAACCACAACAUCACACUGGAAUGGACGUUCACCACCAACACUCAACGCUCCUCCAACUUCAUUUAUAUCUUCUGUCUACUGAUAACUGAUGUCAGACCCUCAGUCCUGUUUCACAUACAUGAAGGUGUGGAGGUUCCAGAGUCUCAGGAUGAACAGUUUGCAGGACGAGUCCAGUGGGACAAAGACGUCCUCAGAGAAGGACGACUCAGACUUCAUGUGUCCAGACUCAGGACUGCUGACUCGGGUCUGUACCUGUGUGACGUGUUCACAAGAGAUGGGAAGAACUCUAGACAAUGUCACCUCAAUGUCACUGCAGAGAGGGAUCGGCCUGAACCUGAGACACAAAGCGCAACAAAUCUGAGAAGAGAUCCUUCACAACCAGAGAGUCAGGGAUGGAUCGGACUCUACUGUGUACUGGGACUGACAGCAGCUGUACUACACAUUCCAGGCUCCUUCAUCUCUAUUCAGCCUUCUUGUCAUCCUCCACCUGUCCACCAGGUGUCCUCAGACCCUCCUCUUCCUGAUCACCUGACUUUCACCUCCACCUGCUCACCUGUGUCCUAUUUUACAAUCACCCAUUUAAGUACAUGUACCAGAGCCUUUCCCCCAGUUUGUCUGUGUUGCAUUGAGUCCAUGAACCAGGACCAGGACCAGGACCAGGACCAGGACCUUUAUCCGUCUGACUUUGACUUUGGGAAGGAGGGUGAGUGGAAAGAAGGAGGGAAGAAGUCGGCAUAUCGUAAGAGAAGGAAGAAAGAUGAAACAAGUUUGGGUGAAUCUGAGAGUGAAGAAGAGGAAGAGGAGGGUGGAGAUCAGAGGGAGUCUAAAGUGGUAAAAGUGGGAGAGCAGAGGCCCAAUGAUGGAAAUGGAUGCGUGCUGCUGAAGCAGGAGGAGAAGACUGUCUCCAAACACCACACCUAA